This is a messenger RNA of Dermacentor andersoni, 1121 nucleotides long. RefSeq lists its product as uncharacterized. Gene Ontology annotation, molecular function: structural constituent of chitin-based larval cuticle. Gene Ontology annotation, cellular component: chitin-based extracellular matrix. The record is from RefSeq and is a predicted model, not a curated record. NCBI's taxonomy places the organism in Eukaryota, Metazoa, Arthropoda, Arachnida, Ixodida, Ixodidae.
CCCAAACGGAGAGUACAGUACAUACACAGAGCAAGGGAGUGUGUGACCAGUGCAUCUGGAUCGUCCCCGCUUUUGCAUGCAUCCCGGCCACGCCGCGCACGCUCGGCCGCGUUGGCUCGGAGCGUAUAAAAGGGCCGCCGUCCGCCGUCGUGGACACAAGGGAUCUCGUCACCGCACCAGCAGCGGGAGCAGCAAGCAAGCAUGUGGAAGGCAGCGAUCUCCUCCGCCCUCGUCUUCGCCGUCUUGGCCAACGCCGGUACUCUCCGCGGUGGAUACGGUGGCGCUGCUAUCGGCGGUCUCAGAGCAGUCGGCGUUGGGAUCGGAGGCGGCUACGCUGGACGUGGCUACCUCGCCGGCGGCGGUGGCGGAUACUAUGGAGGGGGCUACAGGGCCUACGAAGACAACAGGCCGAGGCCGUACAGCUUCGGCUACGUCGCUCAGGGAGCGGACGGGUCCAGCUCUCGCCAGGAGGUCGGCGACGGCAGCGGCAGCGUCCAGGGAGUCUACACCCUGAGCACGCCGGAAGGUGGCCAGCGGAAGGUCAAGUACACGGCCGACGCGGCAGGCUUCCGCGCCGUAGUCGACACCAACGAGCCCGGCACGCAGAGCGAGAGCCCCGCCGACGUGGCCCUGCGGUCGUCCUCGCCGCCGGCCUACCUGCUCGCCUCCAAGUACGGCGCCGCCGGGUCGUACGCCGGGGCCAGACCGCGAGUUGUGUACGGGGGCGCCGGCGGGCUGUACGGAGCGGGCGUCGCCCGAUACGGGGGCGCUGGCCUUUACGGGGGUCUCGGCGGCCGAGGCGUCGGAGUCUACGGCGGUGGAGCCGGUGUCGGAGUGCUCGGAAAGCACGGCGGUGGCGUCGGCUGGCACUAGUGAACCCGCCGUCUGCCUCUAUAAAUAUUUUUGUCUUUGGUACGGGAGCCCUUCUACGCCACUUUCGCCGUUUCAUAUGUAGUCCUUCUGUCCUCCAUCGUUUCGGUGUCUCGCCUUCUGCUUGCUACUGGGGACUGAGCAAGAAGCCCCGCUCGCUGGAUGCUGCAGCCGCUCAAGGUGUUGGUGACAAAUGGGUGAUGUGCUCUGCUUCACUGCGCGUUAAGAAAAUAAACGUCCAAUCGUUUGCA